Molecule: messenger RNA, 723 nt
Organism: Neospora caninum
Lineage: Eukaryota; Apicomplexa; Conoidasida; Eucoccidiorida; Sarcocystidae
Exons: 4
Coding region: 1-723 (240 amino acids)
Source: RefSeq, a predicted model, not a curated record
AUGACGCAAGUGUAUCACAAAUGCCGUUGCCAGAGUGAUAUGUGUGACACUGCAUCUCUGCUUCGUGCGGAUGCACUCCUCUGCCCGCUUCCGCAUCCACCGGCGCUGCGAGCAAUUGUUAAAUCUACCAACGACUCAGCGGAAGGGCCGCUGAGGAACCCUUUUCAAAAUCGGCGCCAGGGAAAUGCGAGUCAAGGGCAGUCUGCCUCUGUGGGUGCGCCUACUUCUUCCUCUCGUUGCUGUCCCUCUCCUGUCGGGAACUCCACAAAGGGGACAAGUACCGCUGGCUGUACAAACGAGGCGCCAUGCGGCACCGAAGUUUCUCCUCUGGAAGCUUGGGAAGUCGAGAAGCUUCGAGAUGCCUGUCUAGGUCUUCUGCAGCAGUGGGCACCUUUCCGAGAAGGGCGAUCACCGAAUGAUCUCACGUACACCAUUCCCCGUGAGUUCCUCCAGCGACUCUCAGAGUUCAUCGAGAAUGAUGGAUCGGGCAUCGGAAAAGUGCCCCUCCGACUUGCCACAGAUAUUGUACCAGAGGAACACGAAAGGACAGUCGCAGCAGCCGCCCCAGCGGAGGCUCAAGCGGCAGCCACUGGAGCAGGGUUCCUGGCCAUCAGGCUCGCGCGGAUUCUUGAGGAGCGCCAAGCUGAACAGGCGCGUGAAGUGGCGGAAAACACUUCCACGAUGAGUGGGAUUAAAGGGCGUAAAACGGACUUGUUCUGGUAA